Molecule: messenger RNA, 3968 nt
Organism: Mya arenaria
Lineage: Eukaryota; Metazoa; Mollusca; Bivalvia; Myida; Myidae
Product: toll-like receptor 4
Exons: 2
Coding region: 55-2961 (968 amino acids)
Biological process (GO): toll-like receptor signaling pathway; immune response
Cellular component (GO): membrane
Molecular function (GO): transmembrane signaling receptor activity; protein binding
Source: RefSeq, a predicted model, not a curated record
AUCUUCCUGUCUAUUAUAAUAAUCAAACUAGCGUUCGGUUACAGUUUCGAUGGGAUGAUGAGGAAUAACGCGCUUUACAGAUCAUUCGCGAUGUGGACUGCAAGCCUUCUACUAGUGAUCUUCCUGUCAGUGGAAUUCGUUUACUGUGAUUUGCCAUGCAAUGACUGUGCCUGUGUCAGCAAGAACACAUCCUGCGCCUGCGAGAAACACCCAACUGAAAAUGGUAUUAUCGUGGACUGCUCAUUCACCAACGUAACAUAUGUGCCGACGCAGAUACCAGCUGCUAUUACCCUGGUCCUAAAUAUGUCAUCCACAAGACUCGAAGACUUGGUGACUUAUACAAGCACGCCAUUUGAGAACUAUGAGUCACUAAUAGUAUUAGAUCUGUUCAACACAACAUUGGGAACAAAGAACGCUACAAUUAAAAACACAACUUUCACAGGACUAGGAAAGCUACGGUAUUUAAAUAUAUCAAACAACGACCAGAUGGCAUUGACCUAUAACACAAGCGAGAACUUGUUUGGAAAUUUAAAUUCACUCAAAGAAUUGAGAAUGUACGCAACAACGGGAACGUACAAUCGUGGAAAGGGUUACCCUGAGAUGGCCAUAUGGAAACUUCGAAACAGUUUGGAAGAACUAUGGCUUGAUGGUAUGACAGAUAUUUCAUUUGGUCCUGUGUUUCAAGAGAUGUCAAAGCUUAAUACGGUGCGAAUAUCGGGCGAUAUGGUUCUACCGCCGUGGCGAUACUUGGAGUUUUGUGAAACAAACAUAACGAAUAAGUCAUUUGAAAAUUUGAUUUACGUGACACACUUGUCGGUUUUAAAAUGUGGCGUAAAAGAUAUUGCAGCAGACGCUUUUGUAAACAUGACGCAUUUGGUUUAUCUAGAUUUGUCUGAAAAUUUUGAAUUAGGAUUGGAUGGUCUGACAAAGGCGGCGAGCAGUUUGAACAAAAAAAUGGAAACAAUAAUCAUGAACCACGUUGAAAAUGGUCAGUUUCUGAGCUGUGGCACCACCAUAACCUCAAAAAUCGUAACUCCAUUUCAAAACCUAAGAAAUUUGAAAUACCUUUCAUUGCAAUAUAAUGCAGUGAACAACGUUGAAAAGGAAGUAUUCCAACUUUUGCCGUCAGUUGAGGAAAUUAAUAUUUCAAGAAACGAGUUUGAACUUGGAUUUUACAUUUUUUACGUUUACUUCAUGAAAAAUUUAAAGAAGCUCGACGUAUCUUUUAACUUUUUCAAUGAUGAUAUAGGAAUAUGGAGUUCGUUAAGUCCGAAGAAGCAUGUUCGCACAACUGGCCGGCUCCACAAUCCGCGCAUGACAACGACGGAAGCACAUGCGUCCUCACGCAACAAUUUGGCAUAUCUAUCGUCUACUGCAGCUGAGCAUGAUUUCUUUGCAGACAUGCAGGUGCAUAUGAAUAAUUACAGACAUCAUGUUCCAGUGCCGAACACCUGCCCGACUCCAGAAUAUUUCAUUCCUAGAUGUUCGGUCACUGGUUUUCUCCCACCGAAAAUUGAGGAAAUAGAUAUAAGUUACAGUAAAAUUGGAUACCCUAUUUUUGAAUUAUGUUUUGACCCAAAUAAUAAGUUGAAAACUAUAUCCGCGGCGUGCUCGUUGCUGUUUUGUUGGGAAGGACCAACCCAUGGUUUGGAAAAAGUUGAAAAUAUUGACCUUAGCCUUAAUUUUGCAACACAAGUGAAUGUACAUUUCUUUGAUGGUUUUCCGAAUCUUAAAAGAUUGAAUCUUCAUGGCAAUCUCUUGUUCAAUCCGAUUCAGAAGAAUGGUUCGCGCUUAUUUGCAAACAACACACAUUUAAAGGACUUGGAUAUAUCAUUCAAUAGAAUUGAAAGUUUGGAACCUGACCUACUCCAACACCAAAAAGACCUGGAAGUUUUCAAUAUGUCCUUCAAUAUAUUUACAUCUUUUGGUCUGAAUAUCUCGCACUUGAAACACUUGCGAAUGCUCGACAUGAGCAACAACCACAUAUGGACUCUCCCACAGAGUGUAAGAAACGCACUGAAGAAUAUUUCAGAGACAAGCUCUAGCGGCCGGAAUCGGAUGCAUGUGAACAUGACAAACAACCACAUCAAAUGCACAUGUGAAAAUCUUGAUUUUUUAAAAUGGGUUUUAGAGCAUAUGGGUUCAUGUCCCACUCUGUACGUGAAUAUUUCUGAGUGCAACUUUUUUCACAACGACAACAUGACGAAAGAAGUAAUAAAUUCUAAGAAUGAUCUGGAAGAGAAAAUUAUAUAUCUUGAUAAGCAAUGUAAAUCAUACCUUGAUGUCAUAAUAGUCAGCACAAUACUUUUGAUUAUUGUAAUUGUAAUAGUUGUCGGCGUGUUAGUUCAUAGGUUCAGAUGGAAAAUAAGCUACUGGUACUAUGUGACUUCUCGAAAAAUAGUCAAACGAGCUGGCUAUACGUCCAUUGACAGCAUUGCUGAAGAGGUGAACAAGUUCCGAUACCAUGUGUACGUGGCAUCCAAUGCAGAUACCAACACUUUUGUAAGCGAGACCCUAGAGCCCCAUCUCACAAGAGAUGGCUAUAAGUUGUUCCUCCCCGACUAUAUUGUGCCGGGGCAAAACAAGUACAGUUUAAUUGCGAAUGCUAUACAUAUAAGCAGAGCGGCGCUGUUUGUUAUAACCAAGAGGUGCGAAUCUGAAGACGAAUGGAAGAUUGCCCUACAUAUGGCACAGGAGGAGUCUUUGAGACGGGGAAAACCAAUGUUCUUUGGACUUUUCUUGCAGUCCACGCCGGAUUCUGGCUGGUCAAAGGACACGUUGGAAAUCAAAAGGAGGUGCUAUCUGGACUUUCCGGAAAGGGGCGGAAGUCAGGAAAUGAUUGCCUUUUGGAGAGAACUGAUUGACAUUAUUGAAAAAAUAGACGACACACCGAUUGCUGUAAACCAAAGUUUAUUCAACAGAAACACUUCUUCCAACAAUGGAUAUACAUGCAUUAAUUAGCCACACAAUAGACAACUUCCCGUUCGCAUGAAUAACGCGCAUAAACAUGGGAUUGCUUGGCCUCAUUGUACUUAAUGUCGUUUGUUCAUGCAUUGAGGUCAUUAAAAUCCAUCAUUGACAGGCAAUCAUUUGACAUAAUGUGAAAGUCAUUCAUAAGACAAACUUUGGAAUGUGUCCGGCACUACUAAAUAAAACUUUAUUUGAGAAAGUCCAGCUUGAUGCACACAUAAUUUUCACUGGAGGAACUCAACUUGCUUCGGAGGUUUGGUUUUGAAAUACUGAAGUCACGACGAGAACCAUGUGUAACAAGAAGACAACUUUCUGGAAUAAUCUAUCAAAUCUCGUCCAAGACAAAGUGUAUUAUUAUACAUUCUAUGUAACUCUACUACUAUAAGGAAUUACUUAUACUGGACAAAAAGCUUGCAAACCCACCCAUACCUUCAACCAUUUCACGUUGGAUCCGAAUUGAUUUCAUUUUUCAUAGGCUAAAAUAUUUAAAACAAAUAAUGGAAUUUCACAAUUUCUGUAAUGCCUUCUUCAGUUUGAUUUACUUUUGUUAAUACUGUAAACAUCAUUUAUUGAAAUAUAUUACAACAAGGGAGUGGUUUUAAAAUGAGAUGUAACCUAUCUCCUCUAUCCUUAUGAUGACACAGUGGAAACUCGCUAUGUCGAACUCUGUUAUUUCGAUGUUAUGGUUUUGUCAAACUGUUUUCUAAUAUUUUGGGCUCAGUCAUACACUGAUUGUAUUUCUGUUAUAUCGAGUGUUCGUUACCUCGAAGUCAUUAUCGAGGCCCCAACGACUUCGAAAUAGCGAGUUCUUACUGUAUAUGUAUACUUUGUGUUGUUCCAAUGUAUCUUCAUGACAUAAAUAAUGCCUAAACUAAUGUCUUUAAUGUAAAUAUGUGUAUAUAUGCAAAUCAAAAUAUUUUCAUCCUUUUCUUCGAUCAGUGUUACAAAAGUCUUGGGUGAACUUGUAGACUACAGGUAAAUUGUAAAUUAUAUAAAUA